CCGCCUUUGCUACCGACGCCGCAGUUGCCGCAGCAUAGUUCUGCCAUCCUUUGUUUUUGUGUAUACAUGGCAUCUCAUCCCAUACGCCUGCUCCUUCCAUCUUAUGCCUGGUUUGUUCAGUUAUCGGAUCGCAAAAGUCCACAAUGCCGAGCACAGUUUAUAACGGUCCCAUUAGCGGACAAAACUUCGUGGCCGGAGCGCUGGCGACUCACGGCGGUGUUAUGAACAUCCACUUGGCCGACAAAACAAAUCUCCCCUAUUCUUCUGGUCCCGACUACAUCGACCGGCCGAUUAUUUUGGAUUUGCUCCAGGAAAAGCUCAAUCAAUCUCCCAGUCGGGCUGCGCUUGUCGGACUUGGGGGUAUUAGGAAGUCGAAGCUCGCCAUACGCUACGCCGAAAAGCUACACGAAGAGUCUCCGGAAACAUACAUUUUCUGGGUUAAUUCAGCCACCAAGAACACAUUUGUCCAAGGCUUCCGCCGCAUUGCCGAAAAACUUGGCCUUCCCAAAGCUUAUGAAGCAAACACCAAUAUGCUCAGCCAGGUGUUCAACUGGCUACGUGAUGAAGAGAAGCAUUGGGUUCUGAUUCUUGAUAACGCCAAUGAUCUCUUCGUAUUCAGGGAUCAAAGAACCACUAGCGACGUCCCUCCAGCAAUUGACUCGGAGGUGCUAGAUUCAUUCCUGCCACAGACAGGUAACGGCAGAAUCCUGAUCACGACACGCAGUCAAGCUACGGCCAGGAUCCUGGCACUCGGCCCGGAAAAUGUCGUGCUGGUCGAUGAGAUGGACGAGCAUCAAGCGAGACUGCUUUUCAUGAAAAAGCUUGGUCCAUCGGGCGAAAGCAGCGAGAUCUCACGGGAGCUUGUUCUCGCCCUAAACUGCAUCCCUCUUGCUGUGUCUCAGGCGGCAGCAUACAUCCGCAAGCUAAGGCCUCGGGUGACGUGUGCUAAAUUCUUGGAGAACUUCAAUGACAGAAACUUCAUUGUUGUUGGCAGUCGUGUCAGCCAGGAAGUUGAGAUAAAGACCUGGCAAAUCACUUUCGAUCAAAUACGACAUGAGCGGCGCUUCUUUCAGCCCCAGGAAAUCCCGGACUGGGUACUUCAGAAGUACUAUAGCGAGAAGGACGAGAGCAGCAGCAUUGAUGUCAGCCACGAUAACGAGGAUGAAUUUGAGGAUGAUCUCGCCCUGUUACGCGACUACUCCCUUGUGACGGUGGCUCAAGACGGAAAAUCGCUCCAGAUGCACAGCCUUGUACAAUCUUGUACCAGAAGCUGGUUGGAAGCUUCGCACGAGGAACACAAAUGGAGGCGCUGCUUUUAUCGAUUGAUGAUCAAAAAUUAUCCCGAAGCUGAGCCGGAAAACUGGGGUGUUUGUGAGUUAACGCCACAUGUUGAGCCCUUGGUGACUACAACUGCAGCUCAGCUGGAGGGGUUCAACGAAGCAAGUGACUUUAUCAACCUACUCCGCAGAACCGGUGAUUACAAUAAUGCGAUGGGUAACUUGGAGGCGGCAUUGAAGUUGAUGAGGAAAGCAGAGGAACUGGCUGUACAAAAGCUAGGUCAGCACCAUGAACAGGUUUAUAUUGUUUCAGCCCACAAGGCGAAGGUAUUGCUUGACUGCGGUUCCGAGCAGUUCAAUACUGAGGCGGAAGAAGCUGCCCUUGGAGCAUACCGAGGCUUGACUAGCCUUCUCGGCUUGGACAAUCCGAAUACCCGUUAUGCAGGAGAGAUAUAUGCUAUAUCCCUGGAGAGGACAGGAAAACUAGACGAAGCGCAAGCCAUAUAUGUGGAAGUGCUGGAGUCCCAGAAGCGUGUCACAAGUCCUGAGUUUAUGGGGUCAAGUUUUACCCUUAGGGGGCUUGGGAAUAUUGCUUACAGAAACGGCGAUUAUAAAGAAGCGGAGAGAUUCUACCAUCUGGCACACCAGUCUUCCAGUAGUACAGACGGCUUGACAUCUCCGUCUACACUCGUCAAUCUGUAUAGAGUUGCACUUGUUUUAGUGGCACAAAAAAAAGGGGAAGAGGCGGAGCCUAUCAUCGAUGAAGUGGUGGAGCGAAAUAAUGAGAUGUUUGGUCCAGAGCAUCCGAAUACACUUUUGGCUUGUAACCUUCAAGCUGCCAAUUUGCGGUUUAAGGAGGCCGAAGACAUACGCUAUAGAAUAUUGGAGGCCCAGAAGAAAGUACUCGGUCUUGAGCACCCUUCAACAAUCUGGACUCUCAGGGGGUAUAGAGAUGUCUUGCUGCUUCAGGGUAAAUGGGACGCGGCGGAGGAAAUCUGUCGGCAAGUUUGGGAAACGCAAAGGAGAAUUCUAGGUCCUGAGCACCCUGAUACACUCGGGGUGCUUGAAAUGGUUGGCGUGGUUGGAUACCUGAUUGUGGAGCUUGGCCAAUUGGAGGAAGCAGACGAUAUUCUUCAUGAAGUGUUGGAACUACAGAAGCGAGUACUAGGUCCUGAGCACCCUAAAAUCCUUAACACCCUGGGUCGCCUUGGAUUUGCAGAGAGUAUCUUUCGUGAACGCUGCCAGCUGGAGCAGCGAAUCCGGGGCCCUACGCAUCCUGACACGCUCAUGAACCUCGAGAAAUUUGGCGCUUGCCAAAACCGCUCCGGAGAGAAUGAGUGA
Neurospora tetraspora is the source of this 2618-nucleotide messenger RNA. RefSeq names its product TPR-like protein. The transcript has 10 exons. Bases 144 to 2618 code for a protein of 824 amino acids. NCBI's taxonomy places the organism in Eukaryota, Fungi, Ascomycota, Sordariomycetes, Sordariales, Sordariaceae. The record is from RefSeq and is a predicted model, not a curated record. Gene Ontology annotation, molecular function: protein binding.